UGAUGUUUUUGGAGACAAGUACGCUGAUGAGAGAAUGUGGAAGAGGCUUUUGUACAGUGUGCAAGAAAAAUACUUAACAAAAUUGAAUAAGUGGGCCCAGUGAGCUGCAGGAGGAUGCAGGGACUGCAGGGCUGUCACAGGCACUGACGGAGCAGGGUUUCCCUCCUGGUGGUGCUGACCUGUCUGGCUGCCGAGAGCCGAUCAGAAGCGCCGCCUCCCUGUCUGCCGAGCCUGAGGUCCAGUCUGUUCUGGAUGGAGCAGCAGGUGCUUGUGGGGACACUGGAGACCUGUCAUCACCAGGGCGGACAGAGUCCCUGGUCUGCUGAAGAUCAUCUUCCUACUGAAGAGAUUAUAGAUAAUCACCUAAUAUACUUCUUUUGUGAUUCUGUUACAUAUAAUUUAUCCUUUGUGUUUCUUUGUCACCUGAGACCAGUCAUUGAUUGAAAACUGAGUAUAAAUAAUAGAACUGGAUCAGGCAUAGUGGAUCCAGCCUGUAAUUUCAGCACUUUGGGAGGUCUAGGAGACAGAUCACUUGAGGCCAAGAGUUCAAGACCAGCCUGGGCAACAUAAUACCACAGCAUUUCUACAAAUAAUAUUAACAAUAAUAAUAAUAAAUGAGCUCUGGGUACUGGUGGGCACCCGUUGUCAUGGCUACUCAGGAAGCUGAUGCAGGAGGAUCCCUUGAGCCCAGGAGUCUGGGGCUGCUGUGAGCUGUGUUCAUGGCCCUGCACGCCAGCCUGGACGACACAGCAAGACCCUCUUCUUAAAGAACAAAAUAUAGGGCUAAGAACUAUAGAACUGUGAUAAAAGAUAUGUCCCAGGAUGGAGACAUCUGAGAUGUUUUAACAGUGGAAAUAGCCAUGUUGGAUCCCAAAUCCCAGAAACAGAGAUGUGAGUUCCUGGUGGUAGAGCUCGGUGCUUUGGACAGGGAAGCUGAGGCCCAGGCUUGUGAGGUGGCCCUGCUGCCAGCAAGGGGUGAGGGAGCUGGGGAGAAUCUCUUAGUCCUUCUGGGCCUCAGUUUCCCCAUCAGGAAGUGAAGGUUCCAACUGCACCUCUCCCAGGGACCUUCCUGCCGGGUUUGCUCUGAGUCUCUGUGGGCAGAGCUGUGGUAAAGGUGCCCUGCGACCCGCAGUGGAGACCUGACCUUGGUCCCUACUGUGACUAUCUCCUGCAGGGCCCUGAGCUGAGGCCACACCCUGAGAACUCAGAACUGAGGGAGCAGAUGGAGGAAGGGGAGCCGGCAGGUUGGGGGAUGAGAAUGACCGAAACAAGGACACGGGAACGGUGGUGCAGGUGGACACACACAGGGUGAGAAUGAGGACAAAUUGGGUUUAGAGAUUAGGAGUCACUGAGAGACGCCUGUCAUCACCCAAACCCUCCAGGGCCAGCCUGGACAGAGCAGUGGGGAUGGGAGAGGAGCUCAGGGCACUGGGGUCCUAGGCACCUGGCCAAGGACACCCACAGGCUGGACUCAGAGCUGGUUCACACUGAGGGAAGCACCAACCCCAAGAGGAGGAAGAAGUGACCGUGAGACCCUGCCCAGCUCCAGCAGCCUCGUCCUUGGGGCUGCCCUGGCAGUGGACGCCCUCCAGGUCAGGGUGGGCUGAGCAGGAGAAGGGUGGACAUGCUGCUCUAGGCCAGUGACCCGGGGACAGGGGACCCUUGCACAUGAAGUAGUGACACUUGGCUAUUCUCUGUGCCUUUCAGUUGAGAAAGGUCUGGUGGCAGCCCAGGGAACGGGCGGAGAGGUCACAGACACGUCAUCCCCAUGACGCAGUGAACAGGAAGGGAAUUCCUGAGAGCAGUCCCGGUGUCACCAGACCCCCACAGGGGACUGUCCCUGAGUUCUGAUACUGUAGGGCAGGGGUCUCUCUACAGAAGGAGACGUGCAGCUCCCUGGCAGGAAGGAGGGUGUCUCUCACAGAACACUCAGGGAAGGAGUGUAGACGGGGUGCUGGAGUCAGAAACCACUUUUAUUCAGUCACUGAGGACCACUGCGGGGAGCCCCCUGGUGCCGGGCCUGAGUGGGAACCGUGAACACGGAGUUGGUGAAACUGUGUCCCGGCAUCCACGGAGCUCUCAGACCGCUGGUGGGCCCUGGGUGACAACACUCCUGACCUCCCGGGACACCACCAGCAUCUGCCUCCAGGUCGUGUCAAGGUCAACAGAGCCAAGGUCUCCAGGGGGAACUGCUGACUCCGUCAUGGCCACCUGGAGACACCAUGAGGCCAGUUCAGUGGGACCCUUAAGUCCAUGUCUGCCAGGAAGGUGACGCUGGUCCCUGUUCUUGUGGUCCCAGGCUGUGCCUCUCCUGCCACAGCGGCCAGCAUGGCAGGGUCCCUCUGCUCUCUGUCCAGGCAGAGGGCACAGAUGGACAUCUGGGAACAAAACAGGGAACUGCGCUCCCAGCUGGUGGAGGCUAAACAGCAGGUUCUGGACCUCAGGGAGAAACUGGACAUUUCCGAAUCAACUGCUUUCUCCCUGGCCAACCAGCUGCGGAAAUACAAGUGUGGCAAGUUCAGGGAUGUCCUGGAGUCCGUGCUGGGGGUGAGGCUGGACUUCUGGGAGGAGGAGUGGGCAGAGAUGCCGACCCUGGAGGACGAGCUCAGGGAAGCCAACAGGCUCAUUGACCAGCAGGCCCGAGAGCUGACCCGAUUGAGGCAGGUGUUGUGAGAGGGGAGAGAUGGCUCAUUUCUCCUCAAGCAGCACCUGCAGGCCAUCCUCCUCCAGGACAAUCCUGACAGCUGCCAGGGCCAGGACCUCCGUGAGCACCUGGCAGAGGGGCGCAGGCUGGCAGAGCACCUCGCCCACACG
Molecule: messenger RNA, 2814 nt
Organism: Lemur catta (Ring-tailed lemur)
Lineage: Eukaryota; Metazoa; Chordata; Mammalia; Primates; Lemuridae
Product: putative neuroblastoma breakpoint family member 5
Exons: 7
Coding region: 2254-2673 (139 amino acids)
Source: RefSeq, a predicted model, not a curated record